AUGGGACACAAAACUCUGUACUUCGUACUGUUUUGUAUUUUCCCUGCUUACUAUAUUUAUAUACCAGAAGGCAUUGAAGAACCUUGGAAAGUACAACUUUUGGAUGCUUCAAUGAAAAUGAUAUCACUAACGGCAAUGUUACUUGAAAACAUGGGUAUCAUAACAUACGAAGAGUUCUACCUGACAAUAUCGAGCGUGCUCCUGACAAGGCCGGAGUCCGACGGGAACCUGACAGUGCUGGACGCGGACUUCGGUGGCGUCCCCGUGCGCCUGUACGUGCCCACGGGGGCCGCACAACGCCGGAGGCCUGCGGUCGUUUUCUUACACGGGGGUGCGUUUGUCAUGGGAAGCUGCAAGCUGGAAGCCUACAACUUCCUGAACAGAAUGGUGGCAAACAAACUGGAUGCUGUGGUGGUGGGAGUCGACUACAGACUAGCGCCGCAGUAUCAUUUCCCAGUUCCUCUUGAAGACUGUAUUUCCGCAGUCAAGUUUUUUCUGCAGGAUGAAAUCCUUAGGCAGUAUGGCGUGGAUUCCGCCCGCGUCUGCAUCUCGGGAGACAGCUCAGGCGGUGCGCUCGCAGCCCAAGUGGUUCAAGCGCUAAAGAAUGAUCCGGAAUUCAAAGAUAAAAUUAAGGCGCAGGCCUUAAUCUACCCUGGGCUGCAACUGUUCGAUACGCUCAUGCCGUCACACAUGGAGAAUGAAUAUGGCCCCAUCCUGCCAAGAAAGGUGCUCAUUAAGCUAGGGUGCCUCUAUGUAACUAAAGACCAAGCCCUGCCCCAAGCGAUGUGGAAAAACCAGCAUGUGCCUCAAGAGCACAAACAUCUGCUAAAGUUUGUUAACUGGAGUACCUUCCUUCCUGAGAAGUAUAAAAAGAACCAUGUGUAUACUGAACCCAUUACUGGAAUUUUUAAUGCUUCUUAUCUCAAUUCGGUAGCACACAUUUCGCCUUUGAUAGCUAACGACUCUGAGCUUCAGACCUUGCCGCUGACCUACGUGCUCACCUGUGAGCACGAUGUCCUGAGAGAUGACGGACUCAUUUAUGUCACCCGACUGCAAAAUGCUGGCGUGAACGUUACUCACGACCACGUAGAGGAUGGAUUCCACGGGGCUCUAGCAUUCAUAAACUCACCAUUCCAUCUACACUUGGGCCACAGAGUCAAAGAUAAGUAUAUAAGUUGGUUAGAAGAAAAUCUAUAA
Molecule: messenger RNA, 1197 nt
Organism: Dipodomys ordii (Ord's kangaroo rat)
Lineage: Eukaryota; Metazoa; Chordata; Mammalia; Rodentia; Heteromyidae
Gene: Aadacl2
Product: arylacetamide deacetylase-like 2
Exons: 5
Coding region: 1-1197 (398 amino acids)
Cellular component (GO): membrane
Molecular function (GO): carboxylic ester hydrolase activity
Source: RefSeq, a predicted model, not a curated record